This is a messenger RNA of Candidozyma haemuli, 1227 nucleotides long. It is a transcript of the gene OPY2, whose product is annotated as Opy2p. The coding region runs from base 1 to 1227 and encodes 408 amino acids. NCBI's taxonomy places the organism in Eukaryota, Fungi, Ascomycota, Pichiomycetes, Serinales, Metschnikowiaceae. The transcript has a single exon. The record is from RefSeq and is a predicted model, not a curated record.
AUGGAGCUAAAACAUAGGUUUGAAACAGAACUAACGUUCCAGAGAAGGGCUGACGGGUGUAUAGACUGUCCUUCAAGCAUAGACCCUUGUCCCACAUGCCCUUCAGGUCAGGUCUGCCAUCAGAUCUCACGAACAUGCGACCAGUGUCCGAAAAACGUGUGUGUGGAGAACAAAUCUAGCUCUUCUGGAGGCGGCACGCCUGUUGGGGGUAUUGUGGGUGGUGUUGUAGGCGGUGUGGUGGUGCUAGCGCUUCUUCUAGGUGGGCUAUGGUACUAUAAGAAGAUAUACCGCAAGAAACACCCUAUGUUGGAGGAUGAUUUGGCCAUGGACGAUUAUAAAACAGAUAUGGAGGAUUCAGAUACGCGUUCGCCUAGAAACACGUUAUCCAGUGGUGAAAUGGACGGUGCUGGCGUGGCGGGUGCUAACGGAAGACCCGUGAGACCACAAGCCAGACGUACGGAUUCGAACAACUCGCUUAAGAAAAACCAUCGUGUUUCUUCGUACGAGUCGUUUAUGCGUCCUCAAGCAAGGUACGCUCGUCGUGGAGGUGCUAACCUGGCCAGGGGAGGUCGUGGAGGAAGAUCUCACGCUCAAGGUAGAAACUUAUCGCCGUACGGUGAUAACGACUCAUCCAAACGUAACUCCAUUGCUACGACCAUUUCCACGACCAACGCAUCUAACAUCUUGCCGGUGGCUUAUAUUCCUGGUGUCACGGUGAGACCUACAAAGAACAAUACUCGUUCGAUAUACUCGUACGAGUCAGACUCUAUUUUCUCCGAUAUCAACACGAUCGAGAAUGCAUCUAUUAUAGCCGAAAGAACGGGCCAGCUGAAGUCGGCAACCAUGACAGCUAUUCGUGCCCAGCCUAAGCUUGUGAAUGUGGCUCGAAUAGACGAGGGAGAUGAAGAGGAGGAUGAGGAAGACGACGACAUUGAGGACCACAACGACACCUCAUGGAACUCUAACACUAAAGAUUCUGUGAUCACCAGCACGCAGGUCGUGAAUGAGCUGACGAAUACGCUAGAUCAUCAUAGCGACACGGACAUCGAUUCCGAUGUGGAUUCGGACAUUGGCGAGAUCAACCGCGCCACCAGCGUAAGGCGUCCACAAGGAGAGGUGGUUGCUCCUCCUCAGAUCUUGAUCGAUGGAGAUCUUGAGCAGGAUGACCAUCUGAGCGCCGGUUCUUUCAUCUUGGAUAUCGGUAAAGGGCCCCAGCAGACAGAAUGA